UACUGCAGUAGUCAGCGUCUCAACAGCACUGCUCGAGAACAGGCGAAGCCAUAGCGUGAUAAAACAACAAAAAAAGGUUCUUCCCCUAAGUCGUUAUUACCAUGGUAACAUGGUGAACACGUUGGUCUGCUCGUGUCUUUUCCGUGUGGUGCUACCCUUGGUUUUAUUGACAGCUGUCAUUGUUCGUUUCAAUGUGUUGUCAUUUAUUUAUCUUCUCCUUCUGUUGGUGGCACCAUUAGUGCCAGGUCCCACACCAACCAAUAAUGGCUCAGGUCAUGCAGCUCGUUAUCUCAAAGCUGUCAUUGGUCUCAGCACCAUUAGCUGUUUAGCACAUGUUGUCUUUCAGAUUGUUUUGCUGGGUCUAGGGGAUUAUGGGAAGUUUCCAGUGCAGUGCACACAGGAUGGUAGGCUGCUUGCUCUGGUUGGACUACACAGAUUGGACAGCAUACAACCAUUGGAUGCAUUACGUCUCAUGGUAUUGGACUUUAUUCUUCUUCUGACAGCUGUAGGGGUUUUGGUUACCUGUGAGAAAGUUUCUGAAGAAAGUGAUGAGAAACAAGAGAUUUCUAUCAAGAGAAAGAGAAAGUGUUCAUCAGAGGUCAUGAUUAUUGGUGGAGAGUUUCUUUUCUUGGUAUAUUUAGCAGGUGCAGGGAUUCUCCAUCCAUCACUGAUAUCAUCCAUUUAUUUUCUUUUGUUUCUGUACCUUAGCACUUGGUUGGCAAGCAGCCGUAAAUUGGGUCAUGCAUUUGUUCUGGUUAGAACAAUCUUGGCUGUAUACUGUGCCAUUCAUUUUAUAAUUUUGUAUCUCUAUCAACUUGAUUAUGCUCAGGAGCUUAUCCAUCCCUCAAGUCAGGAAGCAAGGUUGCUUGGUUUUGUGGGACUUGUGGAUUCUACCUGCAGAACGGAUCAGGAUAACCGUAGUGUUAUCUACCAACCAGAACAUUGGACUGUGUAUAUACAACCUCUUAUAGUGCUUGGUCUGUAUUGGAUUAUGUGUUUUCUGACUCGCUAUAGGCUCUCUUCACAUGUAAUAGAAGAGCUUCCAAAUGAUUCUGAGCAUGCAGUAACCAGAGAUGAUUCAAACAAGAGCUCACCUGCCAGCUUAUUAAGACGUAGAAAGAGCAACACGAAAGAAGGCUCUCAAGGUCUGUUAGAAGAUGAUGAAGAAGGACACACUUUUUCCAUGGAUCCAUCUCAGCCUAAAGACAGCCUGGCCAUUGACCUAAAUGGCAGCAUUAUUUUUUCCACUGAUGGCGAUAUCAUGGAUGGCAGCAAUGUAGGUGAUGAAGUUACUUCAGGUGAUGGGAGGAAGCAACAAUUUUUCUUGUCCUUAAUUUGUUUGUUUCGACUUAUGAAGAAAGGAAGCUAUGUGGCUACUCUGAUUAUAAUGAUGGCUUGGAGUAUCACCUAUCACAGUUGGUUGACUUUUGUCCUCCUUUUGUGGUCCUGUGUUGUCUGGAUGUUGCCAAACUCUCGACAGGCCUGUUUAUAUUCAUCACCAUUCUUUGUGGCCUAUGCUGAAGCCUUAUUACUCUUGCAGUACAUUUAUGGCCUUAAUCUCAAUGACUCUGAGUUGCCAGACAAGAAUGAAACAGUCAAUCUUGAACAGAUAGGCUUAACAAAGUACUAUGAUCUCUCUUACCAGCCUCUGGCUGUGAAGAUUUUAUACACCAUUGUAUUCUGGAUUACCCUUCAUCAGUAUGUAGAGGAAAAACGAUUGGAAUCCAACAGGGACAUUUCAGAAAGGCUAGUGAUGGAAACAUAUAAUUUGUCUUACAGCGAUACUCAUCCAGAAGAUUCUAAACCUGCAGCUUACCACCGUCGACUAAGUGCAGCUAGUUUUAAGGGAGAAAGUCUGUUCUUACGCUACCUGGGGGUCACUGUUAAGAAGCUUUUAGUGAAGUACUGGAUUUGUAUUGUCACCUGCAUGUUGAUGGUAAUAUCUCUUGGUGGAAAAGAAGUUGUCAUCUACAGGAUUGUUUACCUAUUUCUUUGUCUUUUCUUCAUACUUGUGUUUCAGUUCUCAUAUAAUCUGUGGAGGAAGAUCAUGUAUGGUUUCUGGAUAACAGUCAUUGUCUACUCCAUGUUAGUCCUGAUCUCUAUCUAUACGUAUCAGUUUGAAAACUUUGAGAACUACUGGAUGAACUUCCUUGGAGUUCCUUUGCAUUAUCAAAAGGAGAUUGGCCUUGUGAAGUAUGUGGAAAAUCCUGCCAUUUUGUUCCUCACAUUGCUGAUUCCCACUUUGUUCUUGGUUGUUACCAUCCUCCAGGUGCAUUACUUUCACAAGGACUUUCUACACAUUAGUGGCUUUAAUUAUAGAGAAGAAAAGCAUGGUCCUGCAGUAAGUCAGACAGAAACUAUAGUUUUACCUGAUGCUGAUACUACCCAAGUAAUAAUUGAUGAAGCAGAAACAGAAGAAUAUGCCACUGUGUCUGCUGGUUCAUCUUCACCCGCGACCUCAUUUGCUACAACUAAGAGAGACAAUGACUGGAAGGGAGUUGAUGAGGAUAAGUCAGUAGAAGAACAUGAGAAAAAACAAUCACAGGAUGUGAAAACUCUUAAGAGGUGUCUUCAUGUGACCUUGGUGAAAAUGAUGAAUAUAUGGCAGGACAUCAGUAAUCUGACUUGGCAGUUCCUUGAGAUUCAUGUCAUUAAAAUUGUGUUAUUUUCAGUUCUCUGUUUGGCAGUGUAUGAAGUUUCAGCUUUCCAUUUCGUGUUUGUGAUAUUUGUGGUUGUGGCCCUCCCUUUCCAAGCUCUUCAGACAUUCCUUUCUCACUGUUGUGCUGUCUGGGCCUCCAUCUUGCUACUUACCAAGAUGAUCUAUCAGCUGGAGUUUCUCAACCAUUAUGACUGGAAAGUGAACUGUUCUGUUGUGGAUGAUUAUGGUCAAAAUUCUAGUGAAUUUCCUUCUCCAUUCAGUGAAACUAUUGACAACAGAGUGUGGAUUGGUCUCAGGAAAACAAGUAAUUUACUUUUUUAUUGCAAGGGUUACAUAGGAGUGAUUUUCAUUUUGAGCCUCCAAGCUGUGGUAAAGAUUCGACAGAAAUUACAUCGCUACCACAGAAAUGAAGAUGAACCACAAGAAAAAGUGAUGUUUCCAGGAGUUACACGUGCUAAAGCAGAUGAAGGCUUAUUGGAAUGCUUAAAGUUUCUUUUCAACUAUGGUUUCUAUAAGUUUGGAAUUGAGGUAAUAUCUGUUUUGUUUAGUGGUACCGUUGCUUGUAUUGCUGUACGGCUUGAUGUGUAUGCUGUGGUAUCAGCAGUGUGGCUCUGUGGCCUUUUUUUGCUGAGGAGAAGAAUAAUGAGCCGAGUCUGGCCCUUUUAUGUAUCAUACCAAUGUAUUAUUUUGCCAAUACAGUACAUUAAAUGUGUGGGAAUACCCCCAGGAUUAUGCACUGAAUAUCCUUGGAGUACCAGUUUUGGCUUCAAUCAAGAACUGCGAGAAUGGCUAUAUCUCCCUGAUUUUAUAGCACCACCUGAUCCGUAUAAGAUUCUUGUGGACUUUUUUCAAUUUCUGUUUGCUUGCUGUCAGUUACGUGUGUUUACUGUUGAAAUGAGUUUACAUGCUGAGGAAACUGGAGGGAGCAAUUCUGAAAUUUGGUUUCUAAAGGAUCUCAAAACCCUCAUCAACCCCGUACCAGACUUUGUCACAUAUACAAAAUCUUAUUUGGACAUGGUCAAGGUAUGGGUUUUCUUUUCCUUUUACUGGAUAACGCUUGCAGUGCUGUUUCUAGCAGGAACCAGCAGGGUCAGUCUAUUUGCCAUGGGCUAUGUAAUUGGCUGUUUCUUAUUUUUAUGGAGUGGAAAUGAAUUUUACUUGAAGCCUAUCAAAACCCUUCUUAGAAUGGUAUUCAGUUGUGUUUUUCUAUCCAAUCUGUACAAGAAUUUUUGUUGGCUGGUCCAAUUACUAGGAAUUGUUUGUAUGAAGAAACUGAGUGUUCAGUCAAGAGCAGAUAUUGAUAACUUUAUACUUGAGGGAGACUGCAGUCCUCCUACUGAUCAGGCUGGAAUGCUAUGGGAUGGGAUAUGUUUUGGCUUCUUACUUUUACAGAAGCGACUCUUCUGUAGUUUCUACUUUCAACAUAUGGUCACUGAGAUUGAGUUUCAACAAGUAUUAGCAUCGAGAGGUGCAACACUCAUCUAUGAAAAUAAGAUACAAGAAGUUCAUAAACAGCAAGAGGCUGACAAGGAAAUCAUGGAAAAGAUUAAGAAGAAGAUGAACAAAAUUAAAGCUCAAUCAAAUCAACAAAAAGAAAAAAAAGAAUACAAGGAGCCUGAAAGUCAUUUCCAAGCUAUAAGGUCUGGAGAUUAUUAUAUGCUUGACGAUAUUCCUGAUGAAGAUAUAGACCUAGAACUCUCACCAUCCAAAAAGUAUGAUGAUGAAGAUGAGGACCAUGAAGCAAAAGAGAAAGGUGUGAAUGCUUUAUUGAGUCAAGCCUUGAAGUCACAAAGUGAAUGUGAUUUGGAAGAACCUCAGAAAGGUGAUGAUGAUCAACAGUCUGUGGAUAGAUCUCCUGGCUUGUCUCAGCCUCAGCAACCUUCUCAGCAAGCUCUUCUUAGCCCUUAUGAUGUUCCUGGGACUUCUUGUCAGUCACCACUGGAUGCCAGAGCUUUUAGCACUGCCCAACAGUCACUCAAAGAAGAUGAAACAGAGAUUCCUGCAGAACAGAGUGUUUUGCAAAAGAUUCAGGGUUGUGUGGAGUUUGGAACUGCCAUUUUUCUCUCUGUAUUAAUUAGUGCCACUGCCAAACUAAACUCAAUUUCUAAAGAGUAUCGCUAUGUUGCUCAAGAGCUUUCUCUUAAAAAGUAUUCUCUGAAGAAAGAGCGUUACAAGAAGCAACAUCCUGAAACUUUGGAAGGCAUGAAAACAUCAGAAGAUAAAGACCCAAGUAUGUUGGGAACAUCGAAAGAAACAGCAUCAGUCCAUCUUCGGAUGAGUAGUAAAGAUCUUAGUGAAAGUGCUGGAUAUAUUAUGAGUGUACAGCUACUGUAUAAUAUAAAGCAUGGGAGUUUGUAUGAAAUAAUUCUCAAUGACUGUAGAGCAAUAGUUGUUGUCAAGUACCUGUUCCAGUUUGAUUUUUUUCCAUGGAAUGUUGAAACUCAUGUGAACGAUCCCUUCUGGCCACCAAGAAUCUUGGGUAUUGAAAAGAAAGACAAUUAUGCAGUUUAUGACUUAGCCCUUCUCCUAGUCAUAUUCUUUCAUCGUUUUGUGCUAAAGAGUUUGGGAUUGUGGAAAGAUGGAGAAGAAGUUACAACUUUGUCAAAAGAAAUCCUUGAUAGAAAUCCUGAUAUUUCCUGUGAAGAAAAGAUAGCUGGUGGAACAGAAUCUGAAAACGAUUGGUUGCUUAGUCAAACACAAAGUCAGAAGGACAUCCAUGGAGAAACUACAGAAGAAAAUGUUUUAGAAACAGGUGAAAACCAAGAUGCUCAAGAGGUGGGAAAUGGAAAAACUCCAUCAAACACGUACGAAAGGCCCUUCGUAAAGUUUUUCAUGAACUUGUUGUGUCCUAAGUAUCGUGUGACAGUGGACGUAUAUGCUAUCAUGUUCUUCUGUGAUUUUGUGAAUAUGUUGGUUGUAGUGUUUGGCUACUGGGCCUUUGGUACUGACACAGCUGAUGGAGGUGUUGCUUCAUAUGUUGAAGAGAACAAGGUUCCCAUUCCUUUCCUCAUAAUGUUAGUUGCCCAAUUUGCUCUGAUCAUAAUUGAUCGAGCUCUCUACCUUCGUAAAAAUGUCCUGGGAAAAUUAAUCUUUCAGAUCGUUUUGGUGUUCGUCAUCCAUGUGUGGAUGUUCUUCAUUUUACCAGCUGUGACAGAAAGAGAGUUCACAAGUCCUACCAGACUUCCUCCAAAGCUGUGGUACUUUGUUAAGAGUGUGUACCUCCUGAUUUCAGCGUACCAAAUCCGGUCAGGCUAUCCAACAAGGAUUCUUGGAGUUGUUUUCUGCAAGAACUACAACUAUAUUAAUUACUUUCUUUUCAAAGGUUACAUGAUGAUACCAUUUUUGUAUGAAAUCCGUUCUUUGAUGGAUUGGAUCUGUACAGACACUAGCUUGAAUGUUGGUAACUGGUUGAAGAUGGAGGAUAUUUUUACAAAUAUUUAUCUCCUAAAGUGCAUCCGAAGAGUAGAGGCUGAAUAUCCCACUCCACGAGGAAUUAAGCGUGCUGCACACAUGAAGUAUGGAGUUGGAGGUUUACUACUGUUUAUUAUUAUCUUAAUAAUUUGGUUUCCUUUGCUUCUUUUUGCCUUGGGCAACAUGGUGAGAUUACCAAAUUCACCAUAUGACUGUACUGUGGAGAUUACUGUUGAGGGCUAUGAACCCAUCUUUAAAAUGAGUGCCCAGCGAAGUUCACUCAACUCUUUUACGCAAAGUGAAUGGAAUAAAAUGCUGCAUUACUAUCGAUUAGAUCCAUCAGCACAAUCUUUUCUUGAUAACUAUGAUAUGCAAGAUGUAAUGAUGGUUAAAAUGAAUGGAAAUUCUACCUCAGUGUGGACCAUCAGCCCUCCUAGUCAGACUGCUCUCAUUCAUGAACUCUUGUCAAAUGAAACUGAGUUAAAUGUAAAGCUAUCUUGGUCUUUUUCAAGACAAUUCAAAACUUCAGAUGUAGAGAAGACUGUUUAUAAUGAGCACGUCAUUACACUGAAUAAUCUUGAAGACCGAGAGCUUCGAGAGGAGUUGGCCCAAAUGUUGAAUGGGAGCAGCAAUGUAAGUGAGAUAACUCUGCCAUAUUUAUUUCCUAAGUACUUGAAGGUUCCUGGUCGAGGUCAGCCUUCUCCUGUUAAAGACUUAGUCAGAAGAAGAGAAAAGCACUUAAAUGCAGACCAACAGCUCUUCAGAAAUCUAUCCCUACAUCUGAGGUAUGGCUCUUUAGAUAUCCUCAAUGCUGAAUCAGAGUGGUGGGAGAUACAAGAAGAGUGCAACAGUAGAAACUUUCCUUAUCCUUUUUAUUCCUCCAAAGAUUGUAACUACUUGCAUCUGAUUGCUUUCAAUGACAAAGUUUUCCCUUCUGAACUGUCUGCUCUUUCAGGAUAUGGCAUUGUUGGAUUAUAUACCACAUUUGUUUUAGUGGUAUCCAAAAUUCUACGUGGUGCUUUAACAGGCACCAGCUUUAACAUCAUGUACACUGACAUGCCUUGUGUUGACCGUGUGCUUCAACUCUGUUUAGACAUCUAUCUUGUCCGGGAAAAUGCCGAGUUUUCUUUGGAGGAAGACCUGUAUGCAAAACUUCUCUUCUUGUAUAGGUCUCCUGAAAAACUUAUAGCAUGGACACGUUAUCCAUGAGAUGAUGUGGAUCCAAAGCAACAUUUGGACCAAACCCAGUAUUGAAGCUGUAAACUCACUCAUCGCUGGAAAAACAAUGUUAUUUAUUUAAACAAAAAGCAAUGUGGAUAAAUCUGUAAAUGGUAAUUGUGUUUUCAUCCAAACUGUAAAACACAUAAAAGAAUUAAUGAAUCUUGAAUAGCUUGUUGUAAACCUACUAUAAUUAUUCAAAAACUACUGAAAACUUUUCUAGUUUAUUGUUAAUAAAUAUACAUAAAAUAAAGAUAUCUUGCCACCAGUAUGUUAAAUUCUAAAAAUUAUACACCUACAUGCAAGGGUGCCUGCAGAAAAAAAUUAGGGGGGAUCAAGUAACUCAAGUUUGAAAAAAUUAUGAAAUCGAUAUAGUUUUCUUCUAUGGGAGACUGGAAAUUGCCAGAAUCCAGGGGGGGUGAGUGACCCCCCUUACCCCUUCCUGCGGGUGCCCUUGCCUACAUGUCAUUAAUGAUAUAAAAAAUCUUUGAUGUAUAUCUUUAGGUUAUCAAGAGGUGUUUUCAAACUGUUAACUAAAAAAAACAGAAAACUGAAGCCACAUUUGUUGAGUUUUAAUUGUUUUAACCUUAGUAUGUAUACACUUUUCAUGUUUUAAUCCUAUUUUAUGUAUCUUGAUUUAAAAUAGAUAAAUAACAUAGUGUUAAUAAAAAUCAUAAACCUAAUUUGAUGUGCAAUGACUUAAAUAGAUUUAAUUGAUAAAAAUAACAAUUCACCAACUUAAUCUAGUACACACCAAAACAUGUGUUGUUAAAGUAAUUGAUGUUAUAAAUAGCAUCUCAAUGACUGCCAUGCAGACUGUAUCCCAGUGGCCUGAUGAGCCCUGGUAUUUAGCAAAAGUCAUUGUAGAUGCUCGGUGUAGCAGACAUAGUGUGGUUGUCAUAUUAUUACACUCUUCUUUUUUACUUUCACUUGUAAGUUCAUAUAAUUACUAAUAAAUUGGUAGAUCACUGGUGCCGUGCAUAGGGAACCUGGGUUCAGGUUUUGGUCUUGUCACCUCUUACAGUUCUCUACUUCUAGUUGCUACGAUUUGUGUCAGGACUGGGAUGAAUCAAAUGCUUUGGAUGGCUCUGAUAUGUUUUUUGCCUUCCCAGUCUUUAAAAGUUGGACACUGAUUUAACUGGUAGAAAACUGAAACAUUUAGCAUGAAGUCUAUGUUCAUGUCCUCCUCUCAAAUACAGGCUUAGGCUGGUAGAAAACUGAUACAUUUAGCAUGAACUCUAUGUUCCAGUCCUCCUCUCAGAUACAGGCUUAGGCUGGUAGAAAACUGAAACAUUUAGCAUGAAGUCUGUGUUCCAGUCCUCCUUUCACAUACAGGCUUAGGCUGUUAGAAAACUGAAAUGUUUAGCAUGAAGUUUAGGUGUAAGCACCUCUUCUGGAAUACUAAGUUAUCGAGUAUAACACUAGAAUACUUAACAUGAAGUUCUGGAUUCAAUCCAUUUCCUUGCAUAUAUUCAUCACUCAACUAUUCCUAAACAAAAUAUUUAAGUUUUAUAGAAUUCAUUAUAUAAUUACUUUAUAAUCUACAGAGCUUUUAAUGACAAUCUGAACUCUUAAGGUAUAGAUUUUGUUUUUAAAUAAUUUUCUUCCCAAGAGGGAAAAAAAUUAUCACAGACUAUUACGUUUUAUCAUUUAACUUGAAAGUCAAUAGCUAUGUAGCAUUUACCAAAGUUUCUUUUGAGAACUAAAACCUAAAUUCUUUAACCAAUAUUGUACAAAUGGAUGAAAUAUAACAAGAUUGUAAGUAGUUACAAUUAAGGUAGCUACACAAACCCAUGUAUUGUAACUUGUCCACAAAAACAUUAUGCUAUUUUUUGAAAAAUUUAGAGAAGAAAAUAAAGCUAAAUGUUACCUCUUUUUAUCAAUGAUUUCUUAUAAUUGACUUGUCUACAUUUGUGGUUAAACACAUUCAACACCUCAAUCGUGAUGUUUUAGAGAUAUAAAUGGUUAACCAGUUUUACCUUAAAGUUAAAUUUGCAGGUUGUUAUAAAUGGUUGAUCAUUCAACAGUUAUAGGUUGUUAGAAGUGGUUAUCUUUCAGCAGCAAGUUAUUAAUCUUUUAUCAGCAAGCAAUGUACGUAAUGAUUAACUAUGGAUGGCUAGCUUAUUUGCUUCUGUAUAGUAAUGAAAAGCAAGAAACAGUUGUUUAACAUUGGUGGUUGAAUGUUACUUGAUGUCUGUAUAAUGUUUCAAAAUGUACUUGUUCUAUCGCCGUCCUUAUCCUCAUGAAAUUUCAAUAUAAUCUGUAGACAUAGUUAAAUAUAACAAGUGGGUUUUAAAUUGUUUUGUCAGGUAUUGUAUAAUGAACUGUAAUUGUCUGUGUCUUGAUAAAUUAAUUCAGAAACGUAUUGUCUUAGAUAAACUAUGCAUUUCUCUUGUGAAGUUCCCUAUUACAUUAUAUUGUAUUAGUAUAAACACUAUACACUUAUGUUCUUGUUUUUAUUGAUGUAUUCAAUAAUAUGGAUGUUACAGCUCAAUAAUGGCUUGAUCAAAACUAUUGUAAUCAAUAAAUUGAGCUGUUUAAAAAUAAUGAUUACUUUAUAAUAGCUAGUGGGUUGUAUGGAUAUAAUAACUAGUAUAAGAUUCACUGGAGUGGUUAGGAUGAAAUGAUUAUAUUUAAAAGCUCAAACAUUAUUUUAUUUUUAUCAAGUGCAAAGGAAAGAGGGUUAGUGAAGGAAACUGUAAAAGUUUUAAAGUAAGAAAUGGUGAUGGUGGUUGUUAGAAAGUUCAUGUGUUAUAAUAGCUUUGGUUUCUUCAACAUUAUGGAAGCUACAGCUAUGUAUAAUGUGUUUUGCGGUUUCAUAACAUUCUGUUAUUACUGUAAUUAGAAAAGAAGUUAAGAAGCUUAACAAUUUACAUACUUCAUUAGAGUGUAGGUUGUGUAGUCAAUUUUACAUUGAGAAGAUGAAGUUUAUAACAUAACAUAUAAGUUACAAUUUGUUGAAUAAUGCUAACUUAUUAUUAUCAAGUUAUAUCAACUAGAAUGUGGUUAGUAUGUGUGAAACUAUGAUGAAAAUGGAACAAUUAGAAAACAUGUAAUAUCAAGUAUUUUGAGUGAACUUAUGUUAAAAAUUACAUUAACUAGAACAUAUAUAUGUCAAGUGGUUUGUGUGAAGAUGUGAUGAAACUAGGACAGCUAUAAUACAUGUAAUACCAAAUGGUUUGUAUGAAGGGAUGAUGAAACUAUGUCAGCUGUAAUGUAUGUAUUAUCAAAUGGUCUCUGUGAAGAUAUGAAGAAA
This is a messenger RNA of Limulus polyphemus (Atlantic horseshoe crab), 10544 nucleotides long. RefSeq names its product piezo-type mechanosensitive ion channel component 2-like. The record is from RefSeq and is a predicted model, not a curated record. The transcript is spliced from 45 exons. The coding region runs from base 110 to 7279 and encodes 2389 amino acids. Lineage: Eukaryota; Metazoa; Arthropoda; Merostomata; Xiphosura; Limulidae.